AUGAGAUAUAUCGCAGCUUCACCGCUUCGUUUGCUUACAAAGCAACUGAGUGUGUUUGUUCUGUGUGAUUAUUUUCGGCUGAAAAAAAAAAAAAAAAAUGUGUGUAUAUCGAAAUAUCAUUUCUCAGCUUUGACUUAUCUGCUGUUGAUAUUGGUUGUUGUUGCUGACUGACUCAUCGUCUUCGAAUAAAACUCGGCGAACAGAUAAUUUGUGUUUUGAUAAAUUCAGUUGUUCGAUGACGUUCACGUGGUUGUGUGAAAAAAGAGUGUUUUUUGUUUAAUUUGAGUAUCACGUGUGUGCGAUUAUAAAAUACCUUUUUUGGUGGGAAAAACAAAAUAAAAAAAAAUGUCAAAAGACAGUAUGAGUGAUCACAAAGCUGAAUAUUAUCUGCUGAAUGCGAAACUAUGUCGGCUCGUACAAGAAAACCCAUGCAUGUAUGAUCGAUCGGCGCCAAAUUAUUUGAAGAAAGAUUAUGUCGAACGAGCAUGGACUAAUAUUGCCCGUGAGGUGAACGAUACCGUUGGCUCUUGCAAAGAACGCUGGAGAAAUAUUCGCACAGCUUAUGCUCGAUCGGUGAAUAUUUACAAAUCACCAUGCGGACCAAACAGACACAAACGUUACUACCUUCACGAUGAGUUACAAUUUCUUACCAAGCACAUAGCUCCAGGUCUGCCAAGUAUUCCAAUUCGAGUCUUAACUCCAACAGAAUUGGAAGAAAUGCAUGAAAAUUCCCGACAAUCUAUCGAUGUGACCGACGAAAGUUCUAACUAUCAAAUAAAUCUUGACUCUCCAUCGCCGCCGCCACAACCUGAAACAAUUGACGAACAAGUUCAAGAAGAUGAAUCAGAUCACGAACAAGAACGAGAUACAGAGCCGGAGCAAGAAACAGAUCGACAACCUGAAUCAGAAUCCCAACCAGUUAAUGAAGAACUUCCUGUUCAAGCUAAAAAACGUCGCCGUAAUAAUUCCGACGAAAUAUCAAAAGAAAUUGUUCCAAAGACACAAAAAAGAGACUUAGAUUCUGAUUUUCUACAAAGUUUACUGCCCGACAUGAAAAUCAUGAAUUACAGACAGAAAAUAUUAUUCAAAGGGAAAAUUUUCCAAGCUCUCGAAGAAGUUUUCAAUGAUCCAAAGGAUUUUCCCCGAAGAGAAGAAGCGUAUUUAUCACAAAAAAGUUCAUUCGCAGCUCCAACUCCUGUUACAGGACGAUCGUUAACGCGACAAUCUUUUGGAAAUAAAACUUUUGCUGAACGAAGAGAUAAGCAGCCUGAAGCGCCUUCAAAAAAUAAUAACAGACUUCCAAUGGUUCAAUUGGCUCAGGCACAAAAUGAAAGUGUGGUAGUUGUAAAACAAGAAAACGAAGAAGUAUUCGUGGAAGAUUAAGUUUGUUCUUAAA
This is a messenger RNA of Episyrphus balteatus (marmalade hoverfly), 1396 nucleotides long. RefSeq lists its product as uncharacterized. The transcript is spliced from 2 exons. The record is from RefSeq and is a predicted model, not a curated record. Gene Ontology annotation, molecular function: DNA binding. Gene Ontology annotation, biological process: regulation of transcription by RNA polymerase II. Gene Ontology annotation, cellular component: transcription regulator complex; nucleus. The coding region runs from base 346 to 1383 and encodes 345 amino acids. Lineage: Eukaryota; Metazoa; Arthropoda; Insecta; Diptera; Syrphidae.